AUGAAGGUCACUUUCAAAGAUCUCAAGCAGCAAAAGUUUACGCUCGAUGUCGAGCCCUCAGAGCUGAUCUCUGCCGUCAAGCAGAAGAUUUCCGCCGAAAAGGGAUGGGAGCCUCAGCUGCAGAAGCUUAUCUACUCUGGCAAAAUUCUCAAGGACGAUGAGACUGUCGGAUCUUACAAUAUCGAGGAGAAGGGCUUUGUGGUCUGCAUGGUGAACAAGCCCAAGCCCAAGCCUGCCGAAUCAAGCGCUGCUCCUCCUGCUACACCCGCAGCUCCUCCUACCCGCACUCCCGCUGCACCGGCUGCUCCUGCGCAAUCCUCAUCUCAGCAGGCUGCCGUUCCCGCAACACCCACCCCUCAGCGCUCUGCUGAUGCCGGAUCUGAAGAGCCUUCGGGCCUGGCUAUGGGAUCCCAGCGUACCGAGGCGAUUGCGAAUAUGGAGGCUAUGGGUUUUGAGAGGAGUCAAAUCGAGGCGGCUAUGCGCGCUGCCUUCAACAACCCCGACCGCGCUGUUGAGUACCUGCUUAAUGGCAUUCCCGACAAUAUUCGUCAAGAACAGCAACAACGCGAGGCUGCCCCCGCAGCUCCUGCUUCUCAACCAUCUCAGCCCGCUGCCGCCGCCGCCGCCGCUUCUCAAGGUGGUGAGGAGGGUGGUGUAAACCUGUUCGAUCUUGCUGCUCAGCAUGGAGGCUCCGGUGCUCGAGGAGGAAGCGGCGGUAAUGAAGUCGCUGCAGCGGCUGCCGCAGCUGCUGCUGGUCAGGGUGGUGAUCUGGGCAACCUCGACUUCCUACGACACAACGCCCAGUUCCAGCAACUCCGCCAGAUCGUCCAGCAACAACCGCAAAUGCUUGAGCCCAUUCUUCAGCAGCUUGGUGCUGGCAACCCCCAACUCGCCGAGUUGAUCGCCUCAAAUCCCGACCAAUUCCUUCAGCUUCUUGGUGAAUAUGCCGACGACGACGUUCCUUUGCCGCCUGGAGCUCAGGCUAUUUCAGUCACCGAGGAGGAGCGUGAUGCCAUCGAGAGACUUUGCCGCCUCGGAUUCGACAGAGAUGCCGCCAUCCAGGCUUACUUUGCCUGUGAUAAGAACGAAGAACUCGCUGCCAACUUCCUCUUUGACCAACCGGAGGACGACGAGCCUGGCCCUAACAACUAG
Messenger RNA from Fusarium poae, 1152 nucleotides. RefSeq lists its product as uncharacterized. The transcript has 7 exons. Gene Ontology annotation, biological process: proteasome-mediated ubiquitin-dependent protein catabolic process; nucleotide-excision repair. The record is from RefSeq and is a predicted model, not a curated record. Gene Ontology annotation, molecular function: ubiquitin binding; polyubiquitin modification-dependent protein binding; proteasome binding. Gene Ontology annotation, cellular component: nucleoplasm; cytosol. NCBI's taxonomy places the organism in Eukaryota, Fungi, Ascomycota, Sordariomycetes, Hypocreales, Nectriaceae. Bases 1 to 1152 code for a protein of 383 amino acids.